CGGAGUACUUUCUAUUUGUACUCCAAGUUUUCCCCAUUUUUCCAAGUAACACUCGAUCUCAUUUUUCUCUCUCUAAAUUAUCGGCCAUUAAUUAUGAUGAUAAUGAGGGACAUUGCUGCUGCAUUCCUGGUGGUGUUCUUGGCUGUGGCAACCCCUGUUUUCGCCAAUGAUCCUGAUAUGCUCCAAGAUGUUUGUGUUGCUGAUUCUACAUCUGGAGUAAAGGUGAAUGGAUUUGCAUGCAAGAACGCAGCAAACAUAACAGCAGAAGACUUCUAUUUUGCUGGACUAUCCAAACCCGGUAUGACAAACAACACCAUGGGAGCCCUAGUAACCGGAGCCAACGUUGAAAAGAUACCGGGCCUUAACACACUCGGAGUAUCCAUGGGCCGUAUUGACUUCGCCCCGGGUGGGCUUAACCCUCCCCACACACAUCCACGGGCCACGGAAAUGGUCUUUGUAUUGUACGGAGAAUUGGACGUGGGUUUCAUAACAACUUCAAACAAGCUCAUUUCUAAACACAUUAAAGUUGGUGAAACCUUUGUUUUUCCAAGAGGGUUAGUCCAUUUUCAGAAGAAUAAUGGUAAGAUACCAGCAGCUGUAGUUACUGCCUUUAACAGUCAGUUGCCCGGGACCCAAUCGAUCGCCGCCACGUUGUUUGCCUCGACCCCACCUGUGCCAGAUCAUGUUUUAACUAUGGCUUUCCAAGUUGGGACUAAGCAAGUACAGAAGAUUAGGGCUAAACUUGCCCCUAAGAAGUAAUUAAUAAAUAAUUAGCAUUUUAUAAUAUUUUUGUGUGGUUCGGGUUAUGGUUAUUCAAUCAUGUGUAUGUACUGACUAAUAAAAAGGAGAACUGAAUUUGGCACACCAAAAAGUGAUUGACACUCACUGUGAGAGCAUAGUUUUUCGGCUCUAAUCACAUAGUGGUGUGCCUAAAAUCAGUAUUCAAUAAAAAGGUUUUUAAUUCUUAUA
This is a messenger RNA of Spinacia oleracea (spinach), 969 nucleotides long. Its product is annotated as germin-like protein subfamily 2 member 4. The record is from RefSeq and is a predicted model, not a curated record. Gene Ontology annotation, molecular function: manganese ion binding. Bases 94 to 759 code for a protein of 221 amino acids. Lineage: Eukaryota; Viridiplantae; Streptophyta; Magnoliopsida; Caryophyllales; Amaranthaceae. The transcript has 2 exons.